Messenger RNA from Penicillium brasilianum, 2046 nucleotides. NCBI's taxonomy places the organism in Eukaryota, Fungi, Ascomycota, Eurotiomycetes, Eurotiales, Aspergillaceae. The record is from the annotation of a GenBank genome assembly.
AUGAGUGGUCGACGCCACGACACCUCCACAUCCGAUGUGGCAUCGGAUCUCGAUCUAGACACCUCUUUCGAUAUUCCCGUCAUAGAGACCGAAGAAUCACUGUUCGAUGUGAUUUCCAAAUUAUCCCAUUUCAUUAACAUGGCUGUUGGCGAGAUGGCCUAUUCGUUUGAGCAAAUGAGAUACGGAGCCCGAGGACACCAUCUCAGACAACUGGUCCAUGCACUGGCACAGGAUAGCCAUAACCCUUUUAUCAUAGUUGCCUUGAUGAUACUGAAAUGGGAAUUUUCCAACGUCGCCGAGGACGAUUGGGGACUGAACGAAAGCCGAGGGGCAGCGUGCGAGUUCGUCGCCUGGCAGUUUCUUUGUCACCUGAAUCAACGAGAAACGAUCGAGUUCCUCUUGGAAGAGCUUCCAAGCCCCAGACGCAAGUCGACAAAUCUUAUGGAAGUGGAAACGGGUACACCCUGUCUUACUAGGGACUCGACAGAGUCCACUCCUCUUCUAUCGGGUGCUUCUACAUCAGGUCGCCAAUCAGAGAUCGGCAAACAAGGCUCCGAGAACCAGACUCGUCGGGCGUGUCUGGGUACUCAGACUGAAUAUCCGGAGGAUUGCAAUGCCUCGAGAUACUCGAGAUUCUUUGGGCUGAAUGCGCUGGAAGUUGCAGCUGUUGCAGGUGCGAAGAGGUUCCUGAGCCAGCGGGUCGUUCAACGCGUAGUCAACGACAUUUGGAAUGGCGAAAUUGUGUUCUGGGAUUCUCUCACGGUUCAUUCAAUCAAGAGGCCGCAAAUUUUCAACAGGAAAACGGCAGAUCCCUAUUCGCGGCUACGAGUUCCAGUCUACCGCAAGAUGUUUGAAGCAGGCUUCUUCAUCUCAUUCUUGAUGCUGUACUAUUCAGUACUCGUCGAGCGCAACCCGAAUGGCCUUGGGUUCUUCGAGAUCUUCAUGGACGUUUGGAUCGUCGCCUUUGCUUAUGAUGAAUUGAGCGGGCUCGUCGAUGCUGGUAUGCUAUUUUACCAGAUGGAUUUCUGGAGCCUGUGGGAUCUCGGAAUCAUUGGCGUCGGAUUCGCUUUCAUCAUCACCAGGGCCAUCGGGCUAGCCAGGGGUGAUGACUACAUUCUCGAUACUUCAUUUGAUAUCCUCUCCCUGGAGGCGUUGUUCCUUGUGCCAAGGAUCUGCUCACUCGUGAGCCUGAACUCAUACUUUGGCAGUCUGAUACCAGUACUGAAAGAGAUGACCAAAGCAUUCUUCCGAUUCUUGCCAGUCGUGAUAGUCUUGUAUAUUGGGUUUCUCACCACGUUCACUAUGCUGGCCCGUGACCGCUUAUCCCUCAAGCAAAUGUCGUGGAUGCUCGUCAAGGUGUUCUUCGGAUCGGGCUCUCUUGGUUUAGAUAGUGCAUCGGAUAUCUCCCCGAUCUUCGGCUAUGGCUUGAUGAUGAUUUUCGUCGCUAUGACCAACAUCUUGCUCCUCUCUUCGCUGAUUAGUUUGAUGAGCAUGAGUCUAGAAGGAGUGAUGCGACACGCCCGUGAGGAAUACCUGUUCCAGUUGUCCGUCUACGUCUUGGAGAGCAGUAAUUCCCGGCGUCUGACGUAUUUCAUGCCGCCCCUGAAUCUAAUUCCCCUCCUCUGCAUCCGCCCUAUGCGACUUUUUCUAUCGGCGGGGUCCGUUCGUCGAGUCCGCAUUAUGCUGCUUCGGGCAACCCACUUGCCAUUUGUCAUGAUGAUAUGGGCUUAUGAAUCUAGCCGAAGACAACUCCAUCGGCCGACUACCCGCCUCCCCCCAGUCUCCACGGCACGAGCUCAUGGUACUUUGGGCGGCGAACCGAGUGUCUCGAGAUCCCAGGAUCCACUCCACUCCCCUAUCACUGAAACUCGGCGAAUGGAUCAUCCUCAGCAUCGGCAAAUCAGCGUUGACAUGCAUGAUUCGCGCGAAGCAACAAUGGCGCGGGCCGAAAAGGCACAGAUGGCGGAGAUCCUGAACGUUGUGGAUCAACUUCGAGAGCAGGUGGAGCGCGUAACGACUGGGCUUUCCGCGCAGAAAGGGGGCUGA